GGCGGGGCCAGAGGCCGGACCGGUCGGGGUCUGAGCCUCAGUGGGCGAUGGUAUAGUGGGUCUUAGACCUUUGCUUUCACCGCCCCCUUCCCCGCCCCUCGCCGGCAUACAAUGACAGGACAGAUUUACAGAUCGUGUUUGGGCACCAUGGAACCUUUAGGUUCUACUUUAACAGCAACUUACGCCCAUCCUCCACCAACACCAACCAGCUUUCUACCAGCCAUUAGUACUUUGGCAUCAAGCUAUAGGAACCGCUUUCCCCAUCUCAAUUUGACCCACAGCUUGAGCCUUCCUUGGAGACCCAGCACAUACUACAAAGUGGCCUCCGACUUUCCGACCUUGGCCCCAUACAGCACCAGAGCUCAGAGGCUGUCCGAGAGCGCCAUGCUUCCCUUUGUUUCCAACAGAACCACUCUCUUUACAAGAUAUACUGCUGAUGAUUGGUACAGGUCCAAUUUAACCAACUUCCAAGAGUCUAAUACUUCCCGGCAUAAUUCUGAGAGAUUCAGAGUAGAUACAUCUCGCCUUAUUCAAGACAAGUAUCAACAAACAAGAAAAACCCAGGCAGAGUCAACCCAAAAUUUGGGAGAACGUGUCAAUGAUAUAGGAUUUUGGAAAUCUGAAAUCACUCAUGAGUUGGAUGAAAUGAUUGGAGAGACAAACGCACUUACUGAUGUUAAGAAAAGAUUGGAGAGGGCUUUGGUGGAGACUGAAGCCCCUCUUCAGGUUGCCCGAGAAUGUCUCUUUCAUCGAGAGAAGAGAAUGGGAAUUGAUCUAGUUCAUGAUGAAGUUGAGAAACAACUGCUGACGGAAGUUGAUGUUAUUCUAUGUUGUCAAGAAAGAAUGAAGCUACAUUUGGAUAAGGCUAUUGCCCAACUUGCAGCUAAUAGAGCUGCCCAGCAUGAGCUGGAGAAGGACCUAAGUGAUAAACAAGCAGCUUACCGGAUCGAUGAUAAAUGCCAUCACCUGCGCAACACUUCAGAGGGCGUCAGCUUCUUCCGUGGAGUGGAGAAAGUGGAUGCAACGGUCUCAGUGCCUGAGUCCUGGGCCAAAUUUACAGAUGACAAUAUUCUCCGCUCUCAGUGUGAACGGGCAGCUUCUGCCAAACUAAGAGAUGAGAUUGAAAACCUUCUGGUUGUGACUGCCAAUGAGAUGUGGAAUCAGUUCAACAGAGUGAACAUGGCUUUCACCAAUCGCAUUGCUGAGACUGCAGAUGCUAAGAAUAAGAUCCAGGUUCAUUUAUCAAAGACACUGCAGGAGAUUUUCCAGACUGAGAGGACCAUAGAAUCCAUCAAGAAGGCCAUCAAGGAGAAGUCUGCCUUCCUGAAGGUGGCCCAGACCAGAUUGGAUGAGCGUACAAGGAGACCCAAUAUAGAGCUCUGCCGAGACAUAGCUCAAUUACGCCUUGUUAAUGAGGUCUAUGAGGUCGAUGACACCAUCCAGACCUUGCAGCAGCGCCUGAGGGAAGCAGAGGACACUCUGCAGUUCCUGGUCCACACCAAAGCUACCCUGGAGCAUGACCUGGCUGUCAAAGCCAACACCCUGUACAUCGACCAGGAAAAAUGCAUGGGCAUGCGCAGGAGCUUCCCCAACACCCUCCGACUGGUUGGCUACUGUUAGGGACCCUGCCAAGAGUGGUUUUGAUGGUCCUAAGCAAAAGGAGAACCAGGAUGCUGACUUAGCUUUUAACUGAGUGCUAUAUAUAUUCACAUAUUAAAGCAUUGUAUUGAUAGAAAUAUACCAAUUUCUUGUCUCAGAAAGAUUUUUGUAUGUGUCUAAACCUUAUUUUCUACUAUCUCGUAGGCUUCUGGGUUAUGAGAAAUAGAUAAAGAAGUACAACCAAUUAAUGGAGAAGGUUGGCAAGAUGAUUUGUUAGAUUCUUAUUGUUUUAGACAGCUUUUUUGUGAUUGUGACCACAAGACCAAAUAAGAACAAUUUUAGAGAAGGGAAAGUUUAUUUGCUCACAGUCCACAGAUGACUGGUUCCAUUGCACUGGGCCCAAGGUGAGGCAAAACAUCAUGGUGGAAGAGUGGAGGACAAAAGUAGCUUAGGACAAGACCUCAGGAAGCAGAGAUAGAGCUCCACUCACCAGGAACACCGUAUAAACCCCAAAGGCACAUUCCCAGUGUCUCACCUCCUCCAGCCAUACCCUACCUGCUUAUAGUUAGCACCCACUUAAUCCAUUCAAGUAGAUUAAUGUACCGAUUAGGUUAAGGCUCUCAUAACUUGAUCAGUUCAUCUCUGAAAUGUCUCUUAUUGUCUUACACUUGAACUUUUAAGGGACAUCUCAUAUCUAAACUGUAACACUUAUUAUUCUGUGUAUAACAUAAAUGGGCUGAAAAGCAGGACUGCAUUAUCCGUGAGCCGCCCAGGUCAGGAAUCACAGUGCUGUAGUUUGGAAGUUGAAUGUCCCCCAGAGGUACAUGUGGUAAAGGCUGGAUCCCCAGUGUAGUACUAUUGGGAAGUGGUGGGAUCAUUAGGAGGUAGGGCCUAAUGGGAGGUCCAUAGGUCAUAGGACUGUGCCCUGCCCUUGAAGGUGAUUAUAGACCAGCCUUUUCCUCUUCUUUUCUUUUCUGGCCAAGGGGUAUGCAGUUUUCUUGACCACUUUCUUCCACCCAUUGCCAUCCAGCACCCCAGAGACCCAAAGCAAUGAAUCUGCAGAUCUUGGCCUAGAACCUCUAAAACUGUCACCAAAAUAAACCUUUUCUUUUUAUAAGUUAAUUAUCUCAGGUACUUUGUUAUGGAGAACAAAAGUUUACUAGCACCUCAAAACAGGUUUCAUUUUGAACUCUGCCUCAAAGGAUAUGUAUGCAUAGAGAAGUGGAAAGGCCUUUGGGUAUGAGGUGGUUGGGGUAAUAUGAGCAAAAACAUAGGUAGGAAAACACAAAGUACUUUUGGAACAAUUGUAAGUAGACCAGAUUUUUGUGAUUCAUAUUAUAGGGUAUACACAAAGAAAUAAAAUAAUGUGAUACCUGGAAGAGAAGCAGGCAGGAGACUUUCAACACCAGGUAAAGGUACUGGGGAGCUGAUGUGUGUCUUUAGGCAGGGAAAAUGUCUGCAUGAAAGUAAUGCUUGAGCAAUGAAAGUUUGAAAUGGAGAAAUGACAAUAGAAACAAAGGAGACAUGCAAAAACUUCUAACGAGUCUACAGGACUUGGGAAAUCUUUACAUAUGGGGUGCUAAUGGAUCCAGGAUGACAAAGAGGAGUUGAUGCUAGAUGGGAUGGUAAAAGGGAAAACUGCUUAAAUUUCAGGAGGCCCUAUGGUAUCUCAAAGGUUGUGUUUUAAAAUAACUUUUGCUAUGGUUUAAGUAUGUCUCUCAGAAUUUAUGUACUGGAAACUUAAUCCCCAAGGUCCUAUGUUAAUGGUAUGUUAAAGUGAGGCCUUUGGGGAGUGAUUGGAUCCCGAGGGAUUUGUCCUCAUAAAUGAAUUAAUCCACUCAUAGUUAAUGGAUUAGUGAUUAUUUUUUAAAAAAAUUCCCCACACUAUGUUACUCAGUCAUAGCAACAACAACAAUGAAACAUAGGACAAUUGUUUUUAUUGCAAGUGAAAAACAUUGACAUUGCAAAUGAAAAACAUUGACAUGACAUGUAUUUUUUAAAAAAUAGAGAAAACAAAAAUUCACAUACAAUAAGAUUCUUGAAAAAAAAUUUCCUGAAAAUCACUCAUUAUUACAAUACCCAGAAAUAGUGAAGUUUUUCAAAAUUUUAUUGACUGUUUCAAAAUUUAUCCAUGACUGUUGUUUAGGUUACACAUGAGGUGUCCCUCAAAAGCUCAACCCAAGAAGUUUAGAGGUAAAAUGAUUGGAUUAUGAGGGCAUUAAACUAAUCAGUGCAUUAAUCCCUUGAUAGGGUUUAACUUGGUGGUGACUGUAGGCAGAUAGGACAUAGGAGGACGUGGGUCAUGAAGUGUGCCUUUGGGGUAUAUAGUUUGUUCCUGGUGAGUGAAGCUCUCUUUGCUUUCUGAUUGUCAUGUUCUGGGCUGCCUUCCUUCACCAUGCCUUUCCACCAUGAUGUUCUGCCUCAACUAGGGCACAAGGAAAUGGGGCUAGCUGUCUUAUGGACUGAGACCUCUGACACUGUGAGCCCCCAAAUAAACUUUUCCUCCUCAAACUGUUCUUGUCAGGUCUUUUAGUCACAGCAGUGAAACAGUGGACUAAAACGACUAUAUGCACUAUACUGUUUUAAUCAGUUUUCCUUUGUUGUGACAAAAAAACCUGAUGAGAACAAUUUAGAGGAUGAAAAGUUUAUUUUGGAUUCAUUUUCAGAGGUUCAGUCCAUGAUUGGCCAACUCCAUUGCUCUGGGACUAGUUGAGGCAGAAGAGCAUGGUGGAGGAAAUGUGCUCAGCUCAUGACAGCCAGAAAGCAGAGACAGCAUAAGGAGCCAGGGAGAUAGUCUCCAAAGACACAGCCCCAGUGAUGUAAGUUCACCAGCCACACCCACCUGCCUACAGUUACCUACCACCCAGUGUCCAUUCAAAUUAUUAAUCCAUCAAGUUAUUAAUCCAAAGAUGAGGUCAUAGCUGUCAUAGCUAAUCAUCUAAGCUCUCAAUAUUGCAGUGUUACCUAACACAUGAACUUUCAAGGGAUAUCCAAACCAUAACCUAUACAUAUGUGUGUGCAUAUGUGUGUGUGUAUUUCCAAAGAUAAAUAGUAUAUGAUAUUUAUAUUUAAAUGCAUAAUUAAUAACAUAUUUGGGAUCACACUGCUAAAUGUUGCUUGUGAGAAUUUCUGCAAUUACAGACCAAAGAAGAAAAUUAAAAUCUUCCAUACUUCUUAAUUAACUAUAUAUUUUAAUAUAUGUGUAUUUUAUUUCUCCAUAUUAAUAUUUUCCUCUCAAAAAAUCAAAUCAUACUGAAUAAAGUAGCUAGCUAGCAUUUAUAAAGUACUAAUUGUGGGUCAUACAUACUUCUCAAUGCCUUAAUCACCUCACUUAUCCUUUCUCUGUCUAAUAUACUCCAUCCAUGUUGUUAAACUUUACAACCUUAUUUUAAUGGCUUUUAAAUAUUCUAUUAUAUUGAAGUUCCGGAAUUUUUUAUAACCAUUUCCCUAUUAUUGGAUAUUUAUAUUGUUCCUGUCUCUUCUCUGGCAUAAACAAUGUAGCAAGAUUUAAUCUUACUAGAUAAAAGUUUGGAAACAUUGUUCGUAUUUUUCCUUGGGAUAAGUUUAUAGAUAUGGAAUCCUCAGAUCAAAAUUAUGCAUAUUUUGAAAACGUUUUUCACAAUGUGUUGUCAAAUCGCCCUCCCUGAAGGUCCUGUCAUUCUUCAUUCCCAUCGGCAUGUCUGAGAGGGCUUGUCUUUGUGCAUCUUUGAUAAUCCUACAUUAUGUAUGUUUUACCAUUGAUAAUCUGGCAUAUGUAUCAUUGUUUUAACAGCUAUUGGUUGGGUGACUACUGAUCUAGAAUUCUUUCCAUUUGGCAUUGGUAUUUUUUCUUUUGGGAAUUGCUCAUUCCUCUUAAUGGCCUGUUUUUCCCACUCUUAAUCAUUUUAACCUUCUUUUUAACCUUUUAAAAACUUAUUUAAAGUUUUUUUCCACUUAUUUUUUAAGAGUUGCCAGCAUAUAAAUCAUAUUUUUGUUAUGUGUACUGAAUGUAUAUUCUUUGUCUCUUGCUUUUACAUUUUUUUAAGUACAGAAACAAAAACACAUAAAUGUAUUCUGUAUGAAUUAGACCUUUGUGGUUAUGCUCAGAAAGCACUUUCUCAUUCCAAGAGUAUGUACUUCUAAUUCUUUUACAAUUUCUUAAAUUACACUUAACUAUCUGUGAUCCCUGUUGAAGUGUUGUGGACUGUAUACUAGCUGUGAAAUGG
Molecule: messenger RNA, 5804 nt
Organism: Sciurus carolinensis (gray squirrel)
Lineage: Eukaryota; Metazoa; Chordata; Mammalia; Rodentia; Sciuridae
Gene: Tekt3
Product: tektin 3
Exons: 8
Coding region: 112-1620 (502 amino acids)
Biological process (GO): cilium movement involved in cell motility; cilium assembly
Cellular component (GO): microtubule cytoskeleton; sperm flagellum; nucleus
Source: RefSeq, a predicted model, not a curated record